Hipposideros armiger (great roundleaf bat) is the source of this 2000-nucleotide messenger RNA. RefSeq names its product fibronectin type III domain containing 7 (gene FNDC7). The annotation marks the transcript as partial. The record is from RefSeq and is a predicted model, not a curated record. Gene Ontology annotation, molecular function: protein binding. The transcript is spliced from 9 exons. NCBI's taxonomy places the organism in Eukaryota, Metazoa, Chordata, Mammalia, Chiroptera, Hipposideridae.
GCCACCUUGUACCAAAUCACUAUUAGAUCCAUCGGUGCCGCUGGGAGAAGCCAGGCAUCACCUCCAAAGCAGGCAAAGACAGUGUUGGCUGCCCCAAUUCUAGAAGUGCGUUCUCCGAGUCCAGACUCUAUUCUUGUGCAGUGGGAAGCUGUAUAUACGGCCGUCGGAUUCUCUGUGUCCAUCAUGCGAGCCAAUGGUUUGGGUAGAAUAUGGAAAGAAAAUACCACCAACACCACCUUGACAUUCACCAGUUUGGAUGCCGGGACUCUCUAUACCAUAAAGGCCUAUGCGUGGAAUGCCAACGGAACCCCUGGGGAUGACUCCACCUGCAAUCAGAGAACAAGUCCUCGUGCUCCUGCCAAUAUUCAAGUGUCUUUUGAUAGCGGGGCUCUGAAGGCAUCUGUUUCCUGGGCACCGACAGAAGGAGCUUUCAACUACACUGUGAUGGCUUCAAGUGACUCUUCCAAGCUGAGCUGUAGCACGACAUUCAGUUCCUGCACCAUCUCCUCUCUCCAGUGCGGAACUGAGUACUUGAUUUCAGUGUCAGCAAGUAAUGAUGCCGGAACUAGCAGAUCAACUCCUGCAGUGACCCUGAGAACUGUUGCUUGUGCACCUGGAAGAGUGAUAAUCCAAGAAGAUCCCCCUGGCCACCUGUCUGUGUCUUGGUCCAAUGUAGAUUUGAGUGAUUACUAUGUCGCCUUUGUGAAGAGUGACGAUGGCUUGGAAGUACACUGCAACACAUCCCUCACUCAGUGUAACUUCUUCUCUGAGUGUGGCUUCACCUACUUCAUUAGUGUUUUUGCCUAUAACAAGGCAGGGCAGAGUCCUCUGGGCAAUGUGUUCAAUUAUACCACAGCUCCCUGUUGUCCUAGUGACAUUAACCCUGUGUUGGUGUCCAGUGACAGAGUAGAGAUCGUCUGGUCUCCUGUCCGUGGUGCUGAGCUUUAUGAAACCAAGGCUGUAGAUGGAGUCAACAUGGUUGAGUGCAACGACACUGCUCCUGCUUGUACCCUUUCAGCCCUAGAGUGUGACACCACGUACAACAUCACAGUGUAUUCCUUCAGUGAAGUCCGGGGCAGCAAUACGUCAUGUACGUCCCAGUUCAUAACCACAGCUCCUUGCAGUCCUGAAAUAAAAAAUAUUUCAAAGGAUGCCUUCUCCACGAUUAACGUGCACUGGCGAUCCAGUAACGAUGAUGCUACUUACACGGUGACUGCCCGGGGAAAGACAGGACUGUACCAGUGCAGCAGCACAGGGGAGUCCUGUACCUUGGGGGGCUUGCCCUGUGGCUCCGCGUUCUCCAUCACCGCGGUGGCCGAAACGCAGGCGGGCCAGAGCCUGCCCAGCUACAGUGUGCCCCUGGAAACAGUGCCGUGCUGUCCAGGCAGUCUGACAGUAACUCAGGUCACCCAAUCAGUAGUCAACGUGAGCUGGACUGUUGGGACCGGGGCCCAAACCUAUAUGACAGCUCUGGAGUCACGCACGGGACAGUCUAAGUGUCACACCCAUCAAAACCACUGCCUGCUGGGAUGCAUCACAUGUGGCGUCAAUUACACAGCGGUGUUAAAAGCAAUUAGUGCCACUGGGCUGACUGCGGACUGCGCCUACCCAAGUUAUUUCUCUAGUGCUUGCUGCCCUUUGGGAGUGAAAUUAUAUAGGCUGGGCCCUAAUGGCAUUCGAAUCUACUGGCAAGCCACCAGGGGCUCUGCCAAUUACAGCACCGACCUCUAUGGUUCCAAAGGCAUUUUCACAUGUGCCCCAAGCGCUGGCUUCAGUUUCUGUGAUGUCACCGAGAUACCUUGCGGGGACGUAUAUACUGUGAUGGUCUCACCAGUUGCUGAGACAGGGCUGAAGCUGACUUUCUGUCCCAAAAAAAUAUAUUCAGUAACCUGCUCUGGAAGUACACUUGGAAUGGGUAAGUUAUUUUUCUCAUGGAUAAAAUAGAAGGGAAUUUUGUAGUUGCAUUUUAGGGUGACAAUGAAGUCAGGAUCAAAGCCAAC